ACGUGACGCGCUCAUAAGUUUCACUUUGUCUGAAGCAUCUGUUUCGUUUAAGGUGAAUGUGACUCUGAAGAAGAGGAGCAGCGCGGAGCAGCAACAUGUCGUUUACAUUUGGUGCAGGAAGUUCCAAUUGUGUUUCGAUCCCCUCCACCACCUCCUCCACCUCCUCCACCUCCACCACCUCCACGAGCCUGUUCAACCUGGGCAUGUCCGACAGCUCAACAGAGAAAGAAACCAAAGAAACCAAGAAGACGCAGGAAUUCAAACACAGAGCUGAGAGGAGACAGGUGCACGGCAUUCUGGAGAACAGUUUUUUAUCAAAGCUUCAGACUCCCUGGAGACGAGUGGAGUGGACGGAGGAAGAGAGGAGCGCCCUGGUGCAAAGGCUGUCCUCUUACGCCCCCUGCUGUCCGGACGUGGGACGGGCGCGUGUCCUCCUUCUGGGACCAGUGGGCUCGGGCAAGUCCAGCUUCAUCAGCUCAGUGGACUCUGUGUUUGAGGGAAGAGUCACCAACAGAGCCAUGGUGGGACAGGGCCAGAGCAGCUUUACACAGAAGUUGCAGUGCUUCCCUCUCUGUCCCUCUAAAAGGACCUGUGCUCUGGAGCUGUGGGACUCCAUGGGCUUUGGAGACUGCAGUGGACCCAAUCUGCAGCAGCUGCUCAGUGUGGUCAAAGGACACGCCCCCGAAGGAUACGAGUUCCGGGCGGAGCAGGCGCUGAGCUCAGACACAGAGGGCUACAUAAAGCGUCCGGGCCUGAGGGAGCAGAUGCACUGUGUGGCUUUUGUCCUGGACGCCUCCAAAGUCCUCACCAGCUCCUACUCCAAAGGCACCGGCGUCUUCCUCCGGCAGCUGCGGCGCCACGUCUCCGACCUGGGAGUUCACCAAGUCGUCCUCCUCACUCAUGUAGAUCAAAUCUGCAACAAAACUCAGAAAGACACUUCAGAGGUUUACACGAGCUCCGUUAUUCGACAAAUGAUGUACAAGGCGGCAGAGCUGGUGGGCAUGUCCCCGUCCUCCGUGGUGCCAGUGAGGAACUACUGGUGUGAGCUAGAGCUGGACCUGAGCUCAGACAUACUGCUGCUGCGAGCACUGGAGCUACUGCUGCAGUACACAGACCUGUACUACAGGGAGCAGCAGAGAGCCACCUCCAAACACGACCUCUGAGCUGCAGUACACAGACCUGUACUACAGGGAGCAGCAGAGAGCCACCUCCAAACACGACCUCUGACCCUGGAGCAGAGAUAAACAUGUGUCUUAUGUGACUCUGGUCUGAAUAAAAAGCAUCAGCUUCAGAUGUAUGACUGAAAAACUGUUUCUUCCUCGUGUCUUUUCUCGUGGGUUAAACUGUCUCUUGUGUCUUUGUGUCUCUUGUCUCUUGUGUCUUUGUGUCUCUUGUGUCUCUUGUCUCUUGUGUCUCUUGUCUCCUGUGUCUUUGUGCUUCGUCUUUACAGUCUCACUUUGUUCUUAGUCACUUAAUUCGUGUAUCUGUGGUCACGUGUGUUUGAGUAUUGUUCAUAAAAGCAGCGCUCUUCUUCUUCUGAGUAAAACAGGUGUUUUAUUUUGUAGACCGGAUGUGACGUCACACUGUUGGCCGCUGACGCACUGAAGUUAGUUUAAAUAAAUAAAUAAAUAAAUAUGC
Molecule: messenger RNA, 1638 nt
Organism: Periophthalmus magnuspinnatus
Lineage: Eukaryota; Metazoa; Chordata; Actinopteri; Gobiiformes; Gobiidae
Product: interferon-induced protein 44-like
Exons: 9
Coding region: 96-1163 (355 amino acids)
Source: RefSeq, a predicted model, not a curated record